GAUCAGAACUAGAGAGAAGCCUCCAUAAUUUUCAAUUAGAUCAUCGUGGAAUGCGCAGGAGCGCAAAAGAAAAUUAUAAACAAUAAUGUGUGGUCGAACUUGUUGUUCAUUGGAUCCAGAUACUUUGUGCUGUGCGUGUGAAUAUAAAGAUGCCAAUGGUAAACAACAGAAACUGACAUGGGUUGAAACCGAAUUAAAAUAUACUCCGUCAUAUAAUAUGGGUCCGCAAGAUGUUUUGCCCUGCGUGGUGUCUGGUUCACAUUUUGACGAAGAAAAGGAAAGAGUCCUUUGUGCCAUGGUAUGGGGAAUGAUUCCACCGUGGCAUAAAGGAGAUUACAAAAAACGAUCAGAUAAAUUAUCCACCCACAAUGGCCGUCUGGAAGGCAUACAAACUUCAAAACUGUACUCUCCAUCGUUACGAAAUCAACAACGCUGCAUUGUAGUUUGUGAGGGUUUCUAUGAAUGGAAAGCUGGUACAAGUAACAAAUCUCCAAAGCAACCGUAUUACAUAUAUGCAACUCAAGAUGAAGGUACAAAAGUGGACGAUCCUACAACAUGGAAUAAUGAAUUUUCUGAGAUGGACGGAUGGAAAGGUUUCAGAGUUUUGAAACUAGCUGGAAUAUUUGGAACAUUUGAAACUGAAGAGGGUAAAAUUAUACAUAGUUGCACAAUUAUUACAAGAGAAAGUAACAAGGUUUUAUCUUGGCUGCAUCAUCGCAUGCCAGUAUGUCUAAGCAACGAGGAAGAAUGUCAAGUAUGGUUAAAUAAAGAUUUAUCGACAGAUAAAGUUAUUAAAAGAUUAAAUGACAUGAUAUUACAAGAACAAACAUUGAGCUGGCAUCCAGUAUCUACGAUUGUCAAUAAUGUACUUCAUAAAACUGCUGAUUGUAGAAAAGAGAAGAAAUCACAAGAAGAAAAAAAAGAUAAUCAAAAAUCUUUUAUGGCUUCUUGGCUACUAAAAGGAUCUGGUUCAAAUAAAAGAAAAAGUACAGAUACCAAUAAAGAAACAAAUAUAAAUAAUGAGGAAGAUAAAAGAAAGGCCUCAAAGCAUAUACGUAACGAAUGUGGAAAUUAUGAGUAUACAUGCAAUGAAUCAAAAAAACCACAGAACAAAAACUUGAAUCGCUACAGGGAUGUGGCACCAUACGAUCACACUAGAAUUAUUCUUAAAAGAGGUGUAUGUGACUAUAUUCACGCCAAUCUUAUACAAGUGGAACGUGCUAAUAGGCAAUAUAUCCUGACACAAGGACCCUUGCCGAAUACUACUGGCCACUUUUGGCUGAUGGUAUGGGAGCAAAAUAGUACAGCUGUAUUGAUGUUAAAUAAAAUAAUUGAAAAAAAUCAAGUCAAAUGCCAUCAGUACUGGCCUCUGGAUGACUCGAAUGAACCUACUAUGACAUUUGAAGACGUCAGUUUACAGGUGGACUAUGUCAGCAAGAUAGAAUGUUCAGAUUAUACUACUAGGACAUUACGUUUAACGGACUUGGAAACUAACGAUAGUAGAGAAAUCUUACAUUUUCAUUAUACCACUUGGCCAGACUUUGGAGUACCACAAUCUCCAACGGCCUUUUUACGUUUCUUGGCAGACGUUAGGGAAUCAGGAGCAUUAGAUCAAAAUGUUGGUCCACCGAUCGUCCAUUGUUCCGCAGGAAUAGGAAGAUCGGGAACACUGUGCUUGGUUGAUACGUGCUUAGUAUUGAUCGAGAAAAACGGUUUAAACGCUGUGAAUGUGCGCGAGGUAUUACUGGAUAUGAGACGGUCACGUAUGGGUCUGAUACAAACGCCGGAACAACUGCGUUUCUCGUAUGCUGCCAUCAUUGAAGGAGCAAAACAAUCGCCACUUGGCAAUUCGAAUACCGAGAAUAACGAGAUAUUGAAGAAUUAUUAUGAAGAGAUGAAUAAUAAAAACAACUCAUUAGAAAAAGAUGACGAACCUCCUCCUCUGCCACCUCCGAGAGGAGAAUCUUUGACGCGUGGUAUGAUGGCAGAUACUAGCCCGGAAGCAUCAAGUGAUGAAUCGAGUGCACCACCUGAUAAGCCGCUACCGUUUGAACCACCAAACCACGCAGAUUUAUCCACAGAUACGUCUAUGUCCUUCACAAACUGUGUAAGUGAGCAAAGCCCGGACGAUACCGCAAUAUGUGAUGAAAUCUCUCCCAGCGAUACCGAUAAUUCUUUCCAGACAAACAGUCCUCCGUCCAAUUCAGACGCGAAAGGGGAAGUACGUCGGCGCAAUCGGGAAAAGAACGAGCGACUGGCGGCACAAGUGCGCGAGAUGAAACGCCGACAGAAGGAAACGGAAGAAUGGCAGAAGCUCAAGAGGUCAUUAUUUACGCCCCUUACAAUAGGCAUAGGCAUUGGAAUCGGUGGGGGUAUCGUAGCGCUGUAUUAUUAUCUGUACAUGCGUAGUUAGAUCUAUCGUAUCGCAUUUAAUGCUAUUGUACGUACGUACGUACAUGCGUAUUUUCAGCAACACAUUGAAUGAUCUAGAUAAUCGAAAGAAGGUUACGCUUAACACGCGACUCUAACGCAAGGUUUUUCUAGAACUUAAUCUUGACUAAAAUAUUUCUGAUCGAAAUCGAAAAAGAGCGUACUGUACGACCCGUAGUAUAAUCGUGCACAGCCAGCGAUAUCGCAAAACAAUAUUGUUUCCACAUAUCGAAACAAUAAGCGAGAAAGGAAAAAAGUUAAGAGAGAAAAAACAGCGCUAAGAAGUAAUCAAGAGCAGUAAUAAUUGCGGAAUCGGAAAUCGACGAAGGCAGGGAAAAAGAAAAAGGACUUUCGAUUUGUAUUUUUAUAUUGUGAUUUACUCUCGACAAGUACCUAGAACGUUAGGGCGCGUAUCAUAUGUUCUUCUCAUCAUUUUUUUUACUUUCCCUCAAACUGUUACUAUCGAAAAGUGAGUAGCUUAUUUGAUAUACGUGCUUACAGAAACGUUAUAAUGAGAGAAUAUGGAAUAUAUAAUUAUAAUUAUGUUAGUUUUUAUCGUGUUUUUUUAAAUAAUUCUUUUAGAUAAAAAUAUUUACUCAGAUUUGUUCUAGUUGCAUAAUAAACUAAUAAUCAUUAUAUGACUAGAUUCGCGAUUCUGAUCAGUCAUUCAGUCUUUAUUCACACAUUAUAGCGGUGAUGAUAAGCUCGUAUAGUAUUACACAUAGCCAUGCUUACAAUUAGUAAGAAUCAUGGUUAUAUAUAAAGUUAUUUGAAUCAAUUAUCAAUAUAGUCAAUUUUAAUUUGGAAGACUACAUCUUCUGGAAGUCGAGCGACUUUGACUUCGUCAUUUUCCGUAAAUAAUUCGUGAAUGUAUAUUUCUACACUAGCAUCCGAUAUUUUCCUUGUAAUUCAAUUAACAUAACAAUCGAUAAGCAAGGCGCAGAUUACAUUUCUGUGAUUUUUAAUGAAUCAUUUUUAAGUGUGCGAACUAGAUUUACUAUUAACAAUAUAUAUUUCAGGGUAUCAAAAUCUGGCUUACAAACCAAAAUGAACUGACAUUUCUAAAUUGUCUGGCGAAAUUUCCAAUUUAUCUUAGAUUUAUAUUUUCAAAUUAUGGAGUUUACAAAAAUCAUAAAGCUCGUGGAAAGCUCAUAAUGAAUAAGCUCAUAAUUUCCAUAUUAAAAAAUAUGAAUUUAAUUGAUUUGGAAAUAUGUCUCUUAAUUUCUUUAAUAGACAUUAAAUAGAGGUACACUAGGUUUAGAAAGAAAUUGUUAAAAAGUUUUAUUCUAGUUUUCAUAGAUGAAUGUCUUUUUAAUGACUUAUCAAUUGAAGUAGAUUUUAUUGUGUCUUACAUCUAAAAUAUUCAUAUAAAAAUUAUACAUAUAUUAUAUAUUGACACUUUACAAACAGGUUUCAGAGAUGUUUUUCACUUAUUAUAGUAAUCUCAUUUGAUUUUUUAUGAGCUAUGAGUAAGAUAUAUUUUCUUCCUUAUUUGCGAUCUUUUUAUUUUCCUUUUUUUUGUUACAACCGAUUUUAUAGUUACAUUUUGUAAAUUGUCAUCUGGGAUGUCGUAAGUUUGAUGCAGCUAGUGAGAAACUCGUGUUAAAGCUUGCUAUUUAUACGAAUCCUAUCAUUUUGCACAGCAAUAUUAUACAAUUAUAGAGACAAUUACUUUGCAACAAAACAUUCCUAAUAUAUAAAUACAUUAGCUUUAAAUUUUUCUGAUUUUUAAAUAAAAUAGAUUUUUUGGAUUUUUCAGAUACAUUAGAGUCAUAUGAAAAAUUGAAUUUAUCGAAAAAACUUUUCGUUAUCAUGUACAAUUAUUAUUAAUUUUUAUUGUUAAUUGAUUCACAAAGUAUAAAUGUCAAAAAAAAAUUACGAAGUUAUAAGAACGAUAAAUCAUUGGUAGCAUCAAAAGAACAGACGCGAUAAUUAUAUUAUAUAUAAUACAAAUUAUCAUUUUCAAGAGAUACUUCUAUAGAGUCUCGCUUUUGAUUCUUCUUUAAAUCGAAUCAUCACAUUGCAUUCUACUUCAAUCAAUAUUUAUAUAUUAAAUUUCGAAAAAUCGAAUAAUGAAGUUACAUUAAUCGUUAGAGAAAAACGGGGGAAGUUUUAAGUAAAAAAAAAAAAUCUUAGAAAAAUGUGUAUUUCAGCUCAUCGCCCAAUAAACAUAUAUAUAUGUUGCAAACUGUACAUUGGGCGUUGGAUAAAGACUGAGUAUGUCUAAUGAAUUCUAGGAAGGUGGACGAAGUAAACGAAAUGUGGUGAAAUAACGAGAGUUUAAGCCCGCGUAUUUCUUAAGUCGAGCUUUUAUAUAGAUCAUCUUGAGAGAAAGACUUGUCAGAUCGUGUUCCAUCCAAAGAUGAAGCGUAAUGAGGAAAGCAGUCGGCACGUCGCGAUAAUAUAUAUCUUUGAAGAAGAAAAAAAACGCGCGUUCGCCAAAGCGUAUUUUCUACUUUUGUACGUUACUGCCGUUGGAACACGAUCUCCCAACGAGGUUUUUAACACGUCGGAUUUGCGUAUAUUAUAUAUAUAUAUAUAUAUAUAUAUAUAUUGACGUGCUCUUCGCGUGAUUAUGGAAUGGUACAUGGCGAAAAAAAAGAUGAAAUAGAAGACAAAAAAACUCUACGCGGAACUCGAGGGGAUAUGCAGUAUUCUCUUUAUUGUCAACAACACGUUUUAACUUUAUGCACCUACAUAUAUUAAUAUACUAUAUUGUUAUCUAA
Messenger RNA from Nylanderia fulva, 5156 nucleotides. The record is from RefSeq and is a predicted model, not a curated record. Lineage: Eukaryota; Metazoa; Arthropoda; Insecta; Hymenoptera; Formicidae.